This is a messenger RNA of Meloidogyne enterolobii, 643 nucleotides long. The record is from the annotation of a GenBank genome assembly. Lineage: Eukaryota; Metazoa; Nematoda; Chromadorea; Rhabditida; Meloidogynidae.
UUUUCCCAAAAAUAAAAAAAAUUUUUUUUCUCAGCAGCAGCAUCAUCCACCAAAUAAUUCUUCUUCAUCAUCUUCCAUUUGUGUUCAUUCCCUUCCUCCUCAUCGUAAUCAUAAUUUUCUUUCAAUGACUACUAGUCUGACUAACAACAAUAAUAAUGAAAAUAAUAAAUCUAUUGAACAUCAAAACACUUCUUUAAUUUUACAGCAACAACAACAGUCUAAUAGUAACAAUAUUUUUUUACAUCGAAGUCCUUCAGGAGCGCAAAGAAAAAUUCGACAAAAAGCCCAACAACAAUUUCAACAACAAGUUGGAGGAAUGUCACAAAAUGUUGUAAAUAAAGGAGGAAAUAAUGGUGGAGGAGGAAAUACAGAACCUGUUGUUAAUAAUAAUUUAAAACAAAUGGCUUACAGAAAUUUAAUUAAUGAAAAUGGCUACCAUUCUUUAUUGGGAAGUGAUAAUGCUAAUGGUAGUAGAGGAGAGGCUACAACAAUAACAUCAUCAACUACUAAUUUUAGCAGUGAUGAAUUGGAAAGGCUUUCGGCUGGACAGCUUAUUGAUCGGAUGAAUAAGUAUAGAAUUUUUUUUAUUAAUUUUAUUAGUAUUUUUAAAUUUUUUAACCGAAGAAUUUUUUUCCAGGCUUGA